CUCUACUCUGCAGAGCAAAUUAAAGGAAAGUUUAAUAAAAGCUUCUCAAUUUCUUCACUGUAAUGGCUUCUUCUUCUUCAAAAAUCCACCUCUUCAAGAAAUCAGCAAUUGAAGCUGGGACUUCUGAAGAUUACUAUCUGAAUCCAUCGGAUAACUUGAUGAAGAUGGUGUCUGAAUGGAGAGUCAUUGAACAUGAAGAUGUUCUUGUUGUGACAAUCAAUAUGUAUGGCUUUGGUAAUGGACUUUUGAUUGAGGUAAAAGAAAAGUUUAUAAAUUUUGAAAUAACACAAGAAAACAAGGAAAAGGCUGCUCGUUUUGAACACAAGGAUGGGAUGAAGAAGUUUAGCAUUGAGAUGAAUCCAAAGUUCCUCAACUUAGAACGUUGAGGAACUCAAGUUGAAGAAGUAGAAUGUUGUCUGAUCUGAUCUAGUAGUGUAAGGGGCAUGGAGGGUGGUCUUGUCUUUUGGUUUUAAAGUUUGUUGCUGCUUCUCAGUUGAUGUUUCUUCCUAGUUUUUUCAUUUUCUUUGAGAUUUCAGUUUCUAGGAGUUGUGGUAGUUGUUUUGAGAUUGGCAUUAUGAUGAUCAGGAGCUCAUAAUAUAUCAUCAAUCUGUAUCAUCACAAACAACUAACAGUAUCUAUGUUUGAUUAUGAGUAAAAUCCUUCCA
Molecule: messenger RNA, 665 nt
Organism: Papaver somniferum (opium poppy)
Lineage: Eukaryota; Viridiplantae; Streptophyta; Magnoliopsida; Ranunculales; Papaveraceae
Exons: 2
Coding region: 63-386 (107 amino acids)
Source: RefSeq, a predicted model, not a curated record